CCACAUGGAGACGCAUGGUAUUUGUCCUCACUUUGAUUAAUUCCAUGUCAACAGCUCCUUCAAACGAACAGCAAAAUUAAUUGAAACCAUUAUUUCUCAUUUAUUCUACAGGAUCCGGUCAUAUAUCUCCAACCACCUUUUUCAACACACUGCUGAAUGACACUAUCCUCGUCAAGCUUCCCACUAUAUCGAGCAGCCUAGCCAUCAACUAAGUCCACAAUCCCAUCGUCCUGGGACCGGCAGUGCUGUGACAAUCAAUCCAUUCCAUCAGCCUUUCUCAGACCGGUAUCGUCGUCUUCGUCGUCACAUGGACUAGUCUCACCCGGGGCGGAAGAAUGUGGAAAGUUAAUUAAAAGAUUUCACCGAGUUUCCUUCACGGCGGCGGCAGACUGACUGCUUCGUACCUGGGGCUCAGGGACACCGGUUCCCACCUACGAAGCAAAUUCAUCCCCAAUCGAUUGUCGUACAGUCAUUGUCAGUCAAAAGGAGUCACGGUCGGUCUGGGGCUGGAAAGGCGGUGGGCGGUGGGAUGUCCAUCAGGAGCCAGACAGGCUGGACCGUCUAAUGAGACAAGAAGGAUGACAAAUUAAAAAGUUUUCCCCCGACAGGUUUCAAGUUGGCGCCGAUAGAGAGUAAACUCUGCCUCACACCACCAGCACCACCGGUGAAGAAAACCAUGAACAGUAACAAUUCAACGAUGUUAUUCCACCCUAAUCAUCAUUAUCCACGUGGCAGAUUAAGUCCAUUGUAGUGUGAACAAUAGGUGGGUAGUGUGUAGAACGCAGAGUACCACCCGAAACAGCGCCGGUCGGUGGUGGUGACGUGACCACUGACUGACUGCCAGUUGUGGUACACCUCGCUCCUUGUGUUUGGAAAACGCAAGCCAAUCCUCAAAAGUAGUGUACUGGAGCACAGUGUUGUUUCGUUGCGGUUGAGUGAGGUCGGCCCAGCCAAAAAUGACUGACAUGUUGCGAAGAUGUGGCUGCUUCCAGCGAACUCGCCGUGGUUCGAGCUUUGAGGAUUCCUCGUCCUGCCGGUCGUCGGAAAUCGAACGGGGUGGCGAGAUGACGCCGCACAGUGGCAGCCUGCUCAAGUUGUUCACUUCCAAGGGCUGGUGCCGCCAGUGGAGGAAAACGGGCCGCGGCAUGAGCAUGACAAAGAUUGAACGGACGAUGAAAGCCGCCAUCCUGAUUCAGCGCUGGUACCGGCGGUUCCUGGCGCGAAUCGAAAUUCGCCGCCGCUACACGUGGACCAUCUUCCAGAGCAUCGAGUACGCCGGCGAACAGGACCAAGUUCGGUUGUACAACUUUUUCAACGCACUGCUAACGCACAUUCCGGAAACUGCGGGUCGACCCAUCGACUCGCAGGAAACCUCUCGGUCGUCCUCAACUGAAGCCCUCGACAUGAAGUUCUCGGACGAGUCGGACGACCUGGCGGAGGAAGGCAUCACCGGUCCGGAGCGAAGUUACCAAGGUCCGCACAUCAAGUUCCCACUGGACAAAAAGGAACUGGAGGUGAUCAUCGACCUGUUUCGGAAGAAGAAAAACCGCCUGCAUGCCAAAUACGUGGCGGGCAUCCUGCGGGAGGCCACCUCCAAGCUGAAACGACUGCCAAAUCUGAACCAAGCCUCGACGGCCAUCUCCAAGCAGGUCACGAUCUGCGGCGAUCUGCACGGGAAGCUGGACGACCUGCUGGUGGUGUUUCACAAGAACGGUCUGCCCUCGCCGGAGAACCCGUACGUCUUCAACGGGGACUUUGUGGACCGAGGCAAGAAGGGCCUGGAAGUGUUCCUGCUGCUGCUAAGCACAUUCCUAGUUUUCCCGGGUGGUGUUUUCCUGAACCGGGGUAACCACGAGGACACCGUCAUGAACGUCCGCUACGGCUUUGUGCGGGAGGUUCAUCAAAAGUAUAAACACAAUGCCGAAAGACUGCUAAAGCUCAUCGACGAAGUCUACCGGUGGCUUCCGCUGGGCACGAUAGUUAACAACCGGGUGCUGGUGGUGCACGGUGGAAUUUCCGAUUCCACCGAUCUGGAUCUGAUCCGAAGUUUGGAUCGGGGAAAGUACGUUUCCCUUCUACGACCACCUAUCACCGAAAGCUCGGCACCUGGAGCGGAAAUCAUCGACAAAGUAGAAUGGAAACAGGUAUUCGACAUCCUCUGGAGCGACCCGCAACACAACGAAGGCUGCCGGCCCAACUCGCUGCGCGGCGCCGGCACCUAUUUCGGGCCGGACGUGACCAACAAGUUCCUACAACGAUACAAGCUGCAGUAUCUGGUGCGGUCGCACGAGUGCAAACCCGAUGGGCACGAAAUCAUGCACGGCGGAAAGGUCAUCACGAUAUUUUCCGCCUCCAACUACUACGAAAUAGGUUCCAACAAGGGGGCCUACCUCAAGCUGGACCCCCAGCUGGAUACCCAUUUCGUGAUGUACACGGCGGCGGCAUCGAAGACACGCAAGCUGACCUUCCGGCAGCGCGUCGGCCUGGUGGAGAGCUCGGCCCUGCGGGAACUGGCGGCACGACUCCGGGAACGGCGGGUGGAGCUGGAGCGGGAGUUCAAAACGCGCGAUACGCAAAACACGGGAAUGCUCACCGUCACCAAGUGGUGCGAGGCCAUGGAAGCGGCCACCAAUCUGGGUCUACCGUGGCGUAUGCUCCGGGACAAGCUGGCUCCGGUGGAUAACCCAACGGCUAGCAGCACUACGUCUGGGUCGGAGGUCAAGUACCUCAAGACGCUGCACCUUCUGGAUACGGAUUCAUUCAAAUGUGCCCAAAAUGGGACGGCGUCUGUGGCGGAGUCCCUGUACAAGAACAAGAGUAGUCUCGAAGCCAUCUUCCGGAUACUGGACAAGGACAAUUCGGGUCAAAUAUCGCUGGAGGAGUUUGGGGAGGCGUGUGACCUGUUGGAGAAGCACUUUCCGCACAAUACCCACGAGCAGCUCCUGGACAUGUGCCGGAUGAUGGACAUCAACAAGGAUGGACUGGUGGAUUUGAACGAGUUCCUGGAAACGUUCCGGCUGUGCGAGAAUGCCAAGGCGCAGUUGCUGGAGCACUUGCAGGAAACUGCACUGGCCAAGGAGGAGCAGGAGAAUGGUGAGAAGACGGACAAGGGUAAGGAGGAUAAGGGGGCCAAAUCGAACGGGGAUGCCAAACGGAGGGGGAACAAAAAGAAAAACAGUGGUAAAAAGAUUGAUCCCCUUAAAAUAGCGGAAGAUUCGGAAGACUAUGAAGACUACGAAGCGAACGAGGAGGAUCAAGAAGUGAAGAAGAGUAGGGCAGCGGCGGCGGCUGCUGCUGCUGCAGCGACAACUUCAGUGACUUCGUCGGCGGUGGCUACGGCUGCCAGUGUGAAUGGUACGGUAACCAGUGCUAGUGCCAAUGGUAACGGGAGUAUGACGACUGAGGGUUCCUACGGAAGUCUGCUGGCGGUAGCGGUGGCAGAUCCGAGGGGGUUGGUGGCUGAGUAGAGCAGGAUAGGUGACGAAGAAGGUGAUGGUUUUCUAAUGUUAAUCGAUGAUUCGUAUACCUCUUGUGCUCAGAAAGUUACUCGAAAACUCGCUUAAAAGCCAUAUUGGAGCGAAGCGGCGUCUGGCAACUUCAAAGAAGCUUGCUAAAAACUUACCAGAAGUCAACUGAAGGCUUCUCGGUAGCUUGUUGCUGAAAGCUUCCCUAAACCAUGUUAUGAGUUCCUGGAAGCUACCUAGAAGCUUGCGGAAAGCUUUCUAGAAACUUGCUUGAAGCUUCUCAGAAGCUUGCUGGAAGCUUCCCAGAAGCCACCUGGAAG
Messenger RNA from Aedes albopictus (Asian tiger mosquito), 3784 nucleotides. RefSeq names its product serine/threonine-protein phosphatase rdgC (gene rdgC). Bases 957 to 3467 code for a protein of 836 amino acids. The transcript is spliced from 11 exons. The record is from RefSeq and is a predicted model, not a curated record. NCBI's taxonomy places the organism in Eukaryota, Metazoa, Arthropoda, Insecta, Diptera, Culicidae. Gene Ontology annotation, molecular function: protein binding; calcium ion binding; hydrolase activity.